This is a messenger RNA of Fusarium venenatum, 858 nucleotides long. RefSeq lists its product as uncharacterized. NCBI's taxonomy places the organism in Eukaryota, Fungi, Ascomycota, Sordariomycetes, Hypocreales, Nectriaceae. The record is from RefSeq and is a predicted model, not a curated record.
AUGGGUCUUUUAGGGAAAAUGGGAUUGUCUGACUCUUCUGUGCCAGAUGAACCUCCGCCUUCGUAUGAUGAGAGUCAAAGCAAAUAUCAAAAGGCUUCAUCACCCCAAGCACCACCACUGCCACUAGAGGCAGAAGCAGGAUCAUCGACACAACCGCCCCCUCCGGUUGCUGGACCGAGCCAAACGCCAUCUAUCCCGAGACAGUUUCCACCUACAUUCAAUCUUUACUCUCAAGGCUGGCCAAAUGUCUCCUUCACACUUGCAGAGCAUCAACAACAGCCUCUCUACGUCUGCUCAGUGCACACUGGUCUAUCAGCUGCACCACCAGUCCUCUUACAUUCCGGCCCAGACGAAUCAUACCAACCACUUGCUUCGGCAAACUUUAUGCUCAUGAGUCUUUCCUUCGAAGUUGAACUCCCUCCUGUGCCAGGCUCAGGGGCUCCGCUAGCCCGUGAACGAAUUAUACCCGUGGGCUCUCACGGCGGUCUUAGUACUGCCUUUCGUUUCUCUAUCGAAGUCGGACCAGGCGGGAAUGGACCGCGGGAAACGUUUGAAUGGAGACGUUCCAGUGGUGAUGCUGUGGCAAGCUUGGGCGGCUACUAUCAUGGUUGGAAACUGGUUCGUUUGGCUCAAGGACCUCCACCAGGAGCCAAUCCAGGGUUUGUCCCAGGCGGCUUUAGGGACAGUAUGGGACACGAAGUCGUGGCAGCUUGGACCAUGGGUAAUGGGAGAAGUUUAACAAAGGUCGCACAUUAUCGCUUUAUGGGAACGGGUUUGACGGGUCUUUUAGGAGAGCGAUGGGCUAUCAUGACAGUGAUCACGGGGCUGACCCUGUUCCACAGAGACCAGAGAAGGUAA